UAUUUUCAAUGUACGAUCAUGACUCCCGGUUAUGACUUUCGAAGCGUCACCCAAAAAUUUGGCCGCCAUCACCUUUUUGCUGUGACCCGACAAAGUGUGCCUCAACUUUUUAUCGGCAACGGUCCACAAUCGACUAGUGGAGUCAUUGCAACUUGUCAAUAGCAACGAACCCUUCAAAUCAAAUUCAAUGGAAUUUAUCGUCGCAUUGCUUCCAACGAACGUUACACAGGGCUUCAUUGUGGACAAUCGCACAUCCCACAUUUUCACCUUUCGAUCAGCGCCGCCAGUUGCAAAUAGGUAUUUCGCAGGAGUCCAACACACUGCAUUCACUUCACCGUCAUGUGCUUCGAACUUUAGGUGUAUUCCCUUUGGUAUGGUGUCAGUGUAAUCUUCUGGUGAAGCUUGAUUCGAACCACUGGGAAGAUUAUCGGAAGUUUUAACGGGUUUGCUCGUUUCUUCACCCAAUUUGUGAAUCGACAACGAUUUGUGAGGAACAAUUUUACUAUACAAUUCGAGAGAAUAGAUGAUUUAAAUGAGAAAAACUACGUUUUACACCGAAAAUUGGCUUGAACAAUAUGAAUAUGUAGUUUUUAGAAGAUGUUUGAAAAAAAUGUGAAUUUAAGUCUUUACGAUGAAUACAAUGUUUGCACGCGAAGUCAACUGUUUUAUUUUUGUUUUCAAUCGUCGGCAAAUUUGACAUAUUUGACCGAAAAUUAGACUUUUCAAUCAAAUUGAAAAUGACUUAAAAACUAGUUUCAACUCUUUUCAAAGACUACUUUGAAUUUGACUUCGCAUUUGAACGUCACAAUGUAAAUGUGUUCAAAGAAAACUUCGGAUUUAAAUUUUGAACUAUUCUGCUAAAAAUGUAUUGAAGCAUUUUUGAAUGAGAAGGAGAACAAAAAGGAAAUGACCUUUUCAGCCAUGAAAAGGAAAUUUAUGAAUGGACAAAUUGGCGACUAUAACAUCACACUACAAGUUCAACCACUCAUGAGAUUCACUCGAUUUUCACAUUUUAUAUUCGACACUAAAUUUGGACAGAAAAUUUUGAAGAUAACGCCCGAAUCUAGACCAAAUUUUCGCCUAGUAAAAGUUUCUGAGCUCCAUUUCAAAUUGUGUUGAAACAAUUUUAGAUAAGAAAUUGAAUUGUCUGAAUCGACAGAGCUUAAUGCAGUAAUGGUCUCGGGUCAGUCAUAUUCGAUCAAACCAUCUCCAAACCAUAUACUUCAAUGAAUUCAGAAUUUACUAUUUUCAGUACGAAAAACUCCUUUCUUCACAGGGCAGAAUUACUAAAAGCAACUAAUCAUUAGAAACGCGGAGAGCUUAUUUAUACUCUUGUAAAAAAAAUCUGUGUUUUUUGCUAUCAUUUUACACAGUUUCAUUCACAAAAUUGCUCUAGAACAUUCGUCAUGCGCCACCAUGAUAAGUUACUAGCUUAGAAAUGAUAUAACGGGUGUGUAAGCAUAGUAUUGAGUACGAUGGCUAUCCAGCCGCUGCUAUUCAAUAGUGCUUUUUUGCGUUUCAGAAACAAUAAAACAGUUUCCAAAAUUAAUAAUAAUAAUGAAACGAUUGUUUACAUAUUUACAAAUCUGCAUCUAUCUAGUCAAAAUGAUAAAGCACUGGUAGCUAAUACAGGUUGUUGUUCUUUCUAAAAAAACGAACACUUUUGUACAUGCAAAAAUAAAUUCAAAUUAAAUAGAAAGAAAUCUGUUAAGGCUACUCUGGAAGUAAUAGUCUAACAUAUGCUAGGUAUUUACUUCGGGUUAACUUACGCACAAGAACAAGAACAUGUUUAGCAGAAAUAAAUCGUGUGAAUAAUGUUUUCAACACGCAUUUUGAUACGUUAACGCGUUCUAUUGAUUGAAUUAUUUGUUUCAUCUGGAGUAUUCAAAAUCACAUGCUAUUGCGUCAACAUUUAACAAACAGUUUUUUUAGAAGGUUUUCUUGGGAAACGUAUUUCGAUCGCAAAUAAUGGAAACAAAAUGUGAUGUGGGAAGAAAUAAAUGGAAUAUUUUGGGUUGAUAUUUUAGAAACUCAACGAAUUUUGUGUAUUCAAAUGGUUUGAGUCAAAGGCAACCAUUUUGAUUAGCUUGGAAUACAAAAAUAUAUCUUGUGCUUGGAUUUUUUUCUUCUUCGUUUUGAGAAAUAUGUUUAUGUAGUACAUGUAUUUUUUUCGGCCUAAUUUACAUGACAAACAGCAAAUGUUGAUUGUUCUCAGUGACGCUAUAAAUUUACACGAAUUUUUCUGAACUAAAACGUCUUCUUUCGUCAAUUAAUGAUGCAAUCUGUUCAUCCAAUUCAUGGGCCCUCGAUGUCGUCACUUGGUAAUACGACCCUAUGCGAUUGAUUCUGAAGUUCAAAAUGCACGAGACUGUGAUUCGAUUCACGGGUCAUAUGCUUACUGAAAUAAAUUUCACUAUGUAUUUUCGAUCAUUCGAUCGACGUCGUCAAGUAUUCAUUAGCACUGAAAGUGUUGCGUAAUUUCGGUCAUCUAAUUACAAAGCUAAAGUUCAAUCACGGACGAUAUAAUCCGACUCAGGCUAUCGAAUGACUAAAUACUUCAAUGAUUAUUGCUCUAAUUCACUUGUUGAAAUCAAACUGCACAACUUCAGGGGGGCUGUGAUGGAUCUGUGGGACAUACCAUUUGCAAAAGUUCAAAAUGUUCAUCCAAUUCGAGGCAUUUUAUCGGCUGAGCCAUUCGACUUGAAUUUCAGUUUAGAAAAUCGUCUACGAAAGUUCAAUCAUAUCGUCAAAAAUAUUGUCUAUGCAUUUGAUGUAUUGCAUUGGAAUAUAUUAUAAGCAUUCAGCAUACUCAGACAUUGCACAACGAAUAUACCAAUAAAAAAUUUUGCAAAAUAAUUCUGAAACUCUUGUUCAAUUAAUCUUCCUCUUUAUUUGCCAUAAGAAUAUUUUUGAAUAAUUUAAUAUUCACCUUUUUCCCAAAUUGACUUCAACUUCAAAAAAACUUCGACGAAUUUUUCAAAUUGGAGACUAUAUCUUGAUGUGCCUUGGCAUCUUUUUAGAACAUUCUAAAAUAUUCCGCAUAUUUAUGCAAAAUUUAAUUUUAUAUCUAAAAUGUGGUGCUAGAAUACUUUAGUUCCAAUCAAUUGUUUCAUUAUUCCUUGGCUUAUAGUUCUAUUUAAUACAGGCAGAAAGUCUAGUGGAAAGUUUACGAGAAUUCUUUUGAAUUGUUUCGAAUAAACGGCGAAAAAUGCAUCAUGCUGCUCUGAACGCACUCUGGAUUCAUCCAUCGAUGAGUAAACAGCGAGUCUGUUCAUCAAUGACAUAAACGCGUGAAUUUCGCGUGAUUUAGCGCUGUUCCGCUGCUUUCGUUGGUAUUCAUUAUGCACGAGCGAUCUGUCAAAUGUCAACUUCUCAAUGGCGAAACAGCUAAAGGAGUUUUUUCAUUCCAAAGAAGACGAUUGUUGUAUUUCCAACAAGAAAAUUUAUUAUCUUGAUAAAAACUAAACGAAAAUCAAUCGUUUUAAAUUCAAACAAGUGUUUUGAUCGGAAAAUUGAAACCAGUCAUUUGAUUUUUGGUAAAACAUAAAUUAUUCAACGAGAGUUCUGUUGACGUAAGACGUAUUUUCUAGCCAAAUUUCGGAAUAUUUUCUGAAUUCAAAGCAAAGAUUGAUGCAAAACUAACAUUUGUGGUUCAAGAAUCAAUUCAACGGAAAACACAGCUGCAAAAAGGUUAUGGAUUUGCUGUGGAAAAAAGAGACUCGCCACGAGAGUGCUUUGUACGUGGAUAUUUUUCGCAAAUUGAAUCCCGAGAUGCGUUUUAUCUUCGGCGAAGAAAAACGAAAGUAUUACCAUAUGACCGAGACAAUGAUAAAUAUGCACGUAAGUUCGGAAAAAUGUGACGAACAAUCGAUAGUCUAUCGCAAGCAAGGCGAUGCAUUGUUCCAGCAGGGAAAUUGGCGAGAAGCGAUGCAAUUUUACAAUCGAUGUUUAUGUUUGGCAAAAGUUGCAUCGUCACACAUGGGAAUUGGUUAUGCAAAGCGUGCACAAUGCUUCUUCAAUUUGGGCAUGUACGAAAAAUGUUUGCUGGACUUGGAUUUGGCGCGAUUUUCGAAUUUUCCGAGACAACAGUAUGCCUUAUUGGAAAUGCGUGAGGCUGAAUGCUUGAAGCGAAUGGCCGAAGGAGCGGAUACCGUGUCGAUUGUUCCAAAAUUGAGUUUGAAAGCGAGUGAAAAAUACCCAGAGAUGGCGAAUGGGUUGAAAAUGAUGCGUGAUGCUGAUGCCAAUUGGUAUAUCGUUGCUACGAAAGACAUAAAAGUCGGUGAAAUUGUGAUGGUUGAGAAGAGCUUCAUUUCAACGUACAUCGAGUCAUAUCAAAAAUGCUGCAUUUGUUCGGUUACCCUAGCCAAUUUGUUACCAUGCAACAAAUGUUCAAAGGUAUUAAUGUGUCCAGAUUGCAACGGAAGCAUUUUACAUAAAGUCGAAUGUGAUGCUCAAGUGUUGUUCUGUGACAAUUAUCCGCCCGUUUCCGAUACAUUCCGUUCGAUUUUGUUGGCGAUGACAAUGUUUGAGGAUGCCGACGAGUUGAUGAAUUUCAUCGAACCGAUUGUUGCCACCGAUUUAUCCAAACUUCCACCGUCAAUCAAUGACGAAAAGAGCAAGUAUCGCGGAUUUUUGCAUCUAGCUCACGAUUCAUUCAAUUUGAAAGAAGACACUGCAAUGGCAUUCGUCAAUUACAGUUCGCUAAUGGGUCAUGACACUGUCAGCCAGUAUUUCCAUACCGAACAACAUCAACGAUUUCUCAUGCAUCUGGUGUUUCAUCACUUCAGUGCGCUGAAAUCACGUGGACUCAGCUCAACGGUAGUUGGUUUUGAUGAUGACACCGAACAAACGGAUUUCACUUUCCUACUUGCCACAAACUUUGGCCAUUCAUGUGCUCCACAUCUUACACUCAGAAUAGUCGAUGGAUACGCGGUUAUGGUCAGUGUACGACCCAUCACAAAAGGACAACCCGUAUUACUGUCACAAAACGAAAUGAUCCUGAUGAACAGUGUCGAUGAACGACAACAAGCGAUGCAAGACGAACUUGGACACAAAUGCAACUGUGAACGAUGCGAAUUUCAAACGAGCACACCCAAUGUUUUUAUACGAGAUCCCAGAAGGGCUGCCGAUCCAGACUUUCAAUUCAUCAUACGUCAGUUGAAUAGCAAUACUAGGUACGACGAUGCAAAUUGCGAAGAUUUCGUGAAAUGUGCCGAAAGAUUUCUCAAUAAAUACGGCCAUCAGAAGUGGGACGAUGUAUUGGAUACGGUUUUCUUGUGCUACUACUGUGCUACCAAAUCGAAAUACGAACAAUCCAACACUUUUCUACAGAAGCAUUGAACCAGCGAUGCCAGUGAACCAGUAGAAGAACACUUCGAAUCACACAAAAACACAGUUUUCAGAGAAUAACGAUUUUUUAUUAAACAUUUUCAUUCAAAGAUAAAUUAAUCUUGGUAGUUCUUGGCCAGAUUCAAACAAAUAGAUUUAAAAACAUUUUUUUUUCGUUCAAAUUAAACUUGAUCUCGAUCGGUUUUCUUAUUUCUCAUACAUUUUUUCAGCUUUCAUAUUUGCUGGGUCUAUAGUUGAGCCAUUUCAUUUGUCACAUUAUUGACCACAUAAGUUUCCAUACAUUUCGUGAAGUAAAUAGCAUACAUUUUUCAUAUUCAUAGCUCUUGAAUAAGCUAAUAAUUCUAUUUUACUUUUGUCAAUUUUCAUUUACAAAAAAACGAAUAAACAAAAUCGAAACAGACUUUUGAGUUAAA
Messenger RNA from Sitodiplosis mosellana (orange wheat blossom midge), 5762 nucleotides. RefSeq lists its product as uncharacterized. The record is from RefSeq and is a predicted model, not a curated record. Gene Ontology annotation, molecular function: protein binding. The transcript has 2 exons. Lineage: Eukaryota; Metazoa; Arthropoda; Insecta; Diptera; Cecidomyiidae. Bases 3694 to 5340 code for a protein of 548 amino acids.